CGGCCAGUCAGCGGCUCCCUGGUUAUAGAGCUAGAGACGCACGGCACGCAAGGCUUCCAAGAUGGCGACGACCACGGAGGGCGGCGGUGUUCCCGGGCUAAAACGGACUCACCUCGGUAUCCCUGAGGCGGUGUUUGUGGAAGAUGUAGAAUCAUUUAUGAAGAAACCUGGCAAUGAGACGGCUGACAUCGUGCUCAAAAGAUUGGAUGAACAGUAUCAAAAGUAUAAGUUUAUGGAACUAAAUCUCUCUCAGAAAAAGAGAAGACUAAAAAGUCAGAUUCCUGAAAUUAAACAGACUUUAGAAAUUUUGAAGCACAUGCAGAAGAAAAAGGAUACUACCGAACCUAUGGAAACUAGGUUUUUACUGGCAGAUAACCUAUAUUCCAAAGCCUCUGUGCCUCCAACAGAUAAAGUCUGUUUGUGGUUAGGGGCAAAUGUAAUGCUUGAGUACGAUAUUGAUGAGGCUCAGGCUCUCUUAGAAAAGAAUCUCUCCACUGCUACAAAGAACCUUGAAUCCACCGAAGAGGACCUCGACUUCCUGCGGGACCAGUUCACCAUCACAGAAGUCAAUAUGGCUAGAGUUUAUAAUUGGGAUGUAAAAAGAAGACACAAGGAAGAUCCGUCUAAAAUUAAAGCAUAGUUCGUAUCGUUUUAAAUGUAAUUCGUUUCCAGACACACAGUUUUAAACCACCUCCAAUGAACCUUUGGAAUAGUUACCGGUAUGUCUUCAUUUUCUAAGGCAAAAUGCUGAUCCGAACACAGGCUUUUUAUUUAUUUGAUGAGCUGGACUUCAUGCAUGUUUCAAGGUGUAUGAAAAUGAUUGAAACAAAUAAAACUGGUCAGCAUAAA
This is a messenger RNA of Spea bombifrons (plains spadefoot toad), 849 nucleotides long. RefSeq names its product VHL binding protein 1 (gene VBP1). The record is from RefSeq and is a predicted model, not a curated record. Gene Ontology annotation, biological process: protein folding; tubulin complex assembly; microtubule-based process. Gene Ontology annotation, cellular component: cytoplasm; prefoldin complex. Bases 62 to 640 code for a protein of 192 amino acids. NCBI's taxonomy places the organism in Eukaryota, Metazoa, Chordata, Amphibia, Anura, Pelobatidae. Gene Ontology annotation, molecular function: tubulin binding. The transcript has 6 exons.